Molecule: messenger RNA, 1381 nt
Organism: Didymodactylos carnosus
Lineage: Eukaryota; Metazoa; Rotifera; Eurotatoria; Philodinida; Philodinidae
Source: the annotation of a GenBank genome assembly
UGUUCCUGAAGCAAAUCAUUUUGAUGUUGGUUAUUAUUUAUUUAUCAAAUCACAAAUUAAUGAUGAUCUAAAAUAUUCUUUAUUAACUAAUCACUUCAAACCAGAUAACAAGUACAAAUUUCCAACAUUGAAAGGAGAAGACCGAAAUCGUCAUUUUCAGUUAAAAUGGUUAACUGAAAAUCCAUUUCUUGUUUAUUCGCCAUGUAUUGAAGGAUGCUAUUGUAUUAAUUGUGUUUUAUUUCCUAACGUAUUCGGUCAAUCAUUAGGUGUUUUUGUUGAAACACCCUGUUUUCUAUACAAACAUUUAAAACAUUAUUCAAAAACAGUUAAUCGUCACUCAAAAUCACAAUUUCAUAGAGGAUCAACGAUGUGUGCUGAUAAUUUCCGACGCACAUUUGAACAACCAUCAUUAUCAAUCGUUUCAUUGAUUGACAAAGAACGAUUUGAAUUAAUUGAACGUAAUAAAGCAGUACUGUUAUCAAUCAUUAAAAUUGUUAUCACUUGUGCUCGUCAAAAUAUGCCAUUACGUGGUCAUCGUGAAGAAAAACUAAUUGAUAUACGUAAAACAUUAAAUUGUGUUGACUCAUCAUCUGGCUCUAAUUUCGUAGCUUUACUAAAACAACGUGUUGAUUCAGGUGAUGAAGUUUUAAAAUGUCAUUUAGAAAACGGACCAAGAAAUUCAUCAUUUAUAAGCGGGUUAGUUCAAAAUGAAAUAAUUGAAUGUAUACAUGAAACUAUAUUGAAAAAUAUUUUACGUCGAAGUAAAGACUGCGUCUAUUGUAUUAUUGUUGAUGAAACAACCGAUACAUCAACUACUGAACAAAUUAGUUUUUCUUUACGAUAUUAUGAUGAAUCAACAAACGAUAUUCGUGAAGAUUUUAUUACAUUUAUUGAUACUGUUUCAUGUACGGGUGAAUCAAUUGCUAAUAUAAUUCUUGAUUAUUUAAAACGUUAUGGUUUACCACUUGACAAUUGUGUACAUUUAUAUACAUGCGCGAUAUCUUUAAAUGAAGAAAACGUGAUUGACGUGGAUGAAGUCAUAUUUGUUCACGAUAAAGCACCGUGUAUGAAAGCAAAUAUGACUCAACAAUUGAUAAAAGACAACAAUAUCAAGUUUUGGGGUAACAUUAUUUGGCCCGGAAAUUCACCUAAUCUAAACGUAGCUGAACACAUUGGAACAAUAAUCAAAGAUGAAGUUGAUAAAAGAAUGCUGUCAGAGACUGGAAGUGAUCGGUAUAGCGAAGAAACAUUGAAAAAAUAUAUCGUCGAUGUUUUGCAAAACAUGGAAACAGACACAGAACUUUUUGAAAACCGUUUACGUUCAUACCCCUCAAGAUUACGUGCUGUGAAAAAAGCGAACGGUGGUCACACAGAUUAUUGA